UCCGAUUUUCUCGAAUGACUCUGCGAAAAACUUCAGUGUCUUUCAUCUGAAUAUUUUCUUCUGGCAUAAAAUUAGGGUUCGGUUGAAAGCCGUAUGAAUGCCUCGAAAUUGAACCGUUAUUGUUAUCGUUUGAUGAUUUGCAAGGAUUGACCUUUGGACAUCCGCAUUGGCAUCCCUCCGUGGAUCAAAUCUGUGGGUAGCCUUCUAUGCGAGGAAUAAAGGAUUGAUUUUGAGGGUGGAUGAUGUACCGGAGCGUGGCUGAAAGCGCCACGCGCGGUGGGACGGCCUCGGAUAGCGGAGAUGUUGUGGUGACUCUCGAUCAGUUGCCUUGUUGGAACGAUGCAGACCAAAGGUAUUACGUUGCUGGGGGUCUGUCGUCGCCGCUGUCAUACUUCUCCGACCCUCUCACUUCGCCUUCUGUAGCUGAUUCCGGGGGGAAAUCGAGGUUCCCUGUGGAUCACGAAAUCAAUUCCAAGAUUUAUCUUUGGCGUGGAAACCCAUGGAAUCUGGAGGUUGAUGCGGUUGUGAAUUCCACUAAUGAGAACUUGGAUGAAGCACAUAGCAGCCUUGGCUUACAUGCUGCUGCUGGCCCUGAUCUUGCAGAAGAAUGUGCAUCUUUGGGUGGUUGUCGAACUGGAAUGGCUAAAAUUACUAACGCUUAUGAUCUCCCUUCUAGAAAAGUUAUUCAUACAGUCGGCCCCAAGUAUGCUGUCAAGUACCAUACAGCCGCAGAAAAUGCUCUUAGCCAUUGCUAUCGUUCUUGCUUAGAGAUUCUUAUUGAAAAUGGAUUACAAAGUAUUGCAACUGGAUGUAUUUAUACUGAGGCCAAAACCUAUCCUCGUGAGCCAGCUGCACAUGUUGCCAUAAGAACUGUUAGGCGUUUUCUGGAGAAACAAAAAGACAAAAUUACUGUAGUUGUUUUUUGUACCACCACAUCAAUUGAUACAGAAAUAUAUAGAAGGUUGCUUCCACUUUACUUUCCGAGGGAUAAGCAUGAAGAAGAGAUUGCUGUGUCAAAACUUCCAACAGAUGUUGGAGAUGAGAAUGGUGGGACGGUUAUUGAUGAAAGGAAAAUCAGAAUAAAACCUUUGCCUGCACCUUCUGUGUCCAAGGCAUCUACUUCAACAAUCUCUUUAGAUCCUCCAUUUUCUGAUGUUGGAUUGACUCUGAGAUGCCAGAACCCUAUCAGCUUGGAAUCCUACCUCGAUCCUACAUUUAUGUCAUUGAUUAAGGAUCCUGACCAGAGAAGGAAAGAGCGGCAAGAAAAGGUUGCUGAAACACAAAAUGAUUUUAAUUGUGCUAAGCUUCUUGGAUAUGGUGAUCUUAGUGGCCCACCACUCUCUGCUGCUGAAGAGUUUUCUCUCCAUUCAAGAUAUCUUGCCAAAGCAAAUUCUCUUAAUCUGACAGAUAUUGCUGAAAUGAAGAUAGUUUAUCGUGGUGGUGUAGACUGUGAAGGAAGGCCUGUCAUGGUUGUCAUAGGAGCUCAUUUUCUUUUGCGGUGCCUUGAUAUGGAGCGAUUUGUACUGUAUGUUGUAAAGGAGUUUGAACCCUUGAUUCAGAAACCGUACAGCAUUGUUUACAUUCACUCUGCAGCCUCUUUGCAAGUGCAACCGGAUUUGGGUUGGAUGAAGCGGAUGCAACAAGUAUUGGGUCGAAAACACAAGAAAAAUUUGCAUGCUAUAUAUGCCUUGCAUCCGACACUGGGAUUAAGGACAGCAAUAUUUGCUCUGCAGCUUUUGGUGGACGGAGAGGUAUGGAAGAAAAUUGUAUAUGUGGACCGACUCUUGCAUUUGUUCAGAUAUGUUCCUCGUGAGCAGUUGACCAUCCCUGACUUUGUCUUCCAGCAUGAUCUUGAAGUAAAUGGAGGGAAAGGCUUCAUCGUUGAUCCAAGAACAAAAUAUAUCUAUCAAAGAACAUCUGCAUGAUUGGAAUAGGUUAAAUUUAUGUUCAAUCUUGUACAAAAUUUGUGUACAAACUUCAGUGCCUUAAUUUUUGCUUUCGUCAUUUUGUAUGUAAAAUUGUGGUGUUCAAGCUCCUCACUGAACAAUGACCUGAUUCUUUUUGAGAAACAGCUAAAUGGACAAAUAAAAGUGCUGGGUUUGGUUGUCUAA
This is a messenger RNA of Zingiber officinale, 2111 nucleotides long. RefSeq names its product protein GDAP2 homolog. The coding region runs from base 240 to 1925 and encodes 561 amino acids. The record is from RefSeq and is a predicted model, not a curated record. NCBI's taxonomy places the organism in Eukaryota, Viridiplantae, Streptophyta, Magnoliopsida, Zingiberales, Zingiberaceae. The transcript is spliced from 14 exons.